UCGUCUCUCCCGUCUCAGCAUUUAUAUAUUAUACACAAUGAAAAACAUUUUCCCCAAUAAAAGCUAUUGAAAAAGAGAAAAUCACUCCUAUACACAAAAGAAAAAGGAAGGGAAAAAAAAAAAGGAGAAUUGAGAAAUUUCCGUUCGAUUCAAAGCAAAAAGAGAAAGGGUGAGUUUGGAGCAAUUGAUUUUCACGUAUGUAAUGCAUCAGAAGAAAUCGGAAGUUCAGAUCGGAAAAGAAAGUAGCGGCGUCUCUUCCGAUUUUAAUCCCAAACCGUCCACUGUUCUUCAUCAUCAACAUCUGCCACUUCAUCAUCACCAACAACAUUUUAAUUACCAUCAUCGUUUACAACAGCAAUCUGAUACAACGGCAGCGGCGGUAACGACCACAACUGCUACGAGGACGACGCCGCUUUCUGUUUUCCCUCAGAUAAUUACCCAGAACCCUCCUGAAAAUGACGCAGUUGCGCAUACUCCUCCGUCUUCUUCUUCUCCGACGCCUUACAAGAGACCCCUUUUGACCCAAACGCGUUCUCUGACCAAAUCCCCAACUUUGUACCGUUUUACCACUCCCCCUCAUUUCAAUUCCCAAAACACCACUUCCUUGUUUUCCUUUUCCGUUGCUGCUAAAUCCUCCGUUUAUCGAAUUCUCCGCCGUUUCAAGCACCUGCGUCGUCUCCGAGUUCACCUGCGUUUAAUCCUCCUUUUAUCUCUCCCUUUUUUCUACUUCUUAGUUUCACAUCCAAGCCACUCCUUUUUGCUCGAUUUCCUCUCCGCUUUUGCUUUCUCUGCUGCCCUUCUUUUUUCCCUUAAUCUCGCCGUCCCUCGCCUCCCUUCUAUUCGCUUGUUCUUAGCCCGUUCGUUUCCAAUUAAUCUCAAGUCAUCAUCUUCACUGUCAAGGUCGCAUUUACCUGUGUUUUGGUCAAUUGGGUCUUGGCCGAAAUCGGAAAAUAGAACGAAUUCGGGCUGUUGGGUUCAAGUUUAUAGCAACGGAGACGUUUAUGAAGGGGAAUUUCAUAAAGGGAAGUGUUCAGGGAGCGGCGUUUAUUACUAUUAUAUGAGUGGACGAUACGAGGGGGAUUGGGUGGAUGGGAAGUAUGAUGGCUAUGGGGUGGAAACUUGGGCAAGAGGAAGCCGGUAUCGUGGCCAGUAUAGGCAGGGUCUUAGGCAUGGAUUUGGGGUUUAUAGGUUCUAUACUGGGGAUGUUUAUGCAGGGGAGUGGUCUAAUGGGCAGGGUCAUGGCUGUGGAAUUCAUACCUGUGAGGAUGGAAGUCGAUAUGUUGGGGAAUUCAAAUGGGGAGUCAAGCAUGGACUUGGACAUUAUCAUUUUAGGAAUGGAGAUACAUAUGCUGGGGAAUAUUUUGCAGACAAGAUGCAUGGAUUUGGUGUCUAUCAAUUUGCAAAUGGCCAACGGUAUGAGGGUGCUUGGCAUGAGGGUAGACGAGAAGGACUUGGAAUGUAUACGUUUAGAAAUGGAGAAACACAAUCAGGUCAUUGGCAAAAUGGAAUUCUUGAUGUCCCAAGCACACAGAACAUUACAUAUCCUGUAUCUCCUGUAGCUGUUUAUCAUUCUAAAGUACUAAAUGCGGUGCAGGAGGCUCGAAGGGCAGCAGAGAAAGCUUAUGAUGUGGCCAAGGUAGAUGAGAGAGUGAAAAAAGCAGUAGCUGCAGCUAAUAGAGCAGCCAAUGCAGCAAGAGUAAUAGCAGUUAAAGCAGUCCAAAAGCAAAUGCAUCACAAUAACAAUGACAACAUUCCUAUUCCCAUUGUGGACUUCUGACAACGGCUCAUAAUCCUUUGAAAAUACAUGAGAAAGUGGCAGGAGGAUGAUGGCUUAUGUGACUUUCUUUUCAAAUAUUAAACAUAGUGUCAUCUUUUUACAGUCCUCGUUCUUUCAUCAAGAGGCUGUUAUUUAACCUGCCUGCAUAUUCGAUGCCUGAAAUGGAGGACGGCUGAGAGAAUAUUCAAUCCUUUUAACAUAAAAUGCAAGUUUACAUGCUGGGAAGAAAUUCCCGGCAUAGAAGAGGGGUGGAGAAAGAGGGAGAUUUGAUGAUGGUGAUGGCACCCAUUUUCUAAUUAAUUUGAAAUUAAUUUUAGCUUUCCUAUCUUGGUACAGUUUUGUAAAGAUGAGCUUUAGAUGUAAUACAAAGUGCUGGUGGGCAGGUGAAACCUCAUCCAGUCUAUGUUGUAUAUCAACUUUGAUUGGUUUUUGCAAUGAAGAAAUCACGCAUGUCUUGAGUUAUUUUUUUA
Durio zibethinus is the source of this 2247-nucleotide messenger RNA. RefSeq lists its product as uncharacterized. The record is from RefSeq and is a predicted model, not a curated record. NCBI's taxonomy places the organism in Eukaryota, Viridiplantae, Streptophyta, Magnoliopsida, Malvales, Malvaceae.